This is a messenger RNA of Stylophora pistillata, 2305 nucleotides long. RefSeq lists its product as uncharacterized. Lineage: Eukaryota; Metazoa; Cnidaria; Anthozoa; Scleractinia; Pocilloporidae. Gene Ontology annotation, biological process: lipid metabolic process. The record is from RefSeq and is a predicted model, not a curated record. Gene Ontology annotation, molecular function: glycerophosphodiester phosphodiesterase activity.
UCAGCCGUUUGCAGUGUUACCUCGGACGUACCUAAAUAAGGUACUUCGAUCGUGACAUUACAGUUCUGAAAUCAUGGAAAAACACGCGAUGUUUUUGUUGCUGUUAUCGUUUAUAGCAUCCUUUGCACAAAAACCAGUAGUCAGGCCGUUGAAUAUCGCACAUCGUGGCAGCUCUGGCAGGUUACCCGAACACACUUUAGAGGCUUACAGGUUGGGUGUUGACGAUGGAGCAGACUACAUUGAAUGUGAUGUCUGCAUCACCAAAGAUCUGGUGCCUAUUUGCCGCCACGAGAGCUGGCUGAAUCACACCACCAAUGUCUGGAACAACCAAGCCCUUCGCUCCAAAGUGAAGACCUACAGCGUUUUCUCGCCUUCAUCAAACACCACUAAGAAUAUCACCGACAUCUUCACAGUAGAUCUCACUCUGGCAGAGAUCAAAACCAUCGGUGUUAAUCAAAAGUAUUCAUUCAGAGAUCCAAGUUUUAACGGCUUGUUUAAAAUUCCUACACUUCAGGAAUACAUUGACGUCGCCAAAUCUGCUAACAGAGUUCUAGGAAUAUACCCUGAGAUAAAAAAUCCAGAGUGGGUCAAUUCGCUGGACAUUUUGCGUGAUAAAAACACUACUUUCGAAGAUGUGGUUCUUGAGGUUUUACACAAGAAUAAAUAUACUAAAAAAGACUCGCCUUGUUAUGUACAGUCUUUCAGUGAGAAAAGCAUCAGAGAGUUGAAGACGAAAACCGAACUGCCUUUGGUGAAACUCUUUGAUUAUCCAUUCCCUGAAGAAAAGCUCCAAGAACUCUCCUCUAUCUGUGCUGGUAUUGGUGUUUGGAAGAACCUGAUUAUACCACAGCGCGAUCAUUAUCUACAGAAAACAACAGAUCUCCUCGCCAAUGCGCACAAGAAUAACCUGGUAGUCCAUACUUACACGUUCAGGAAUGAAGACAAAUACUUGGCGUGGAAUUACACUCAGGACCCUUAUAAUGAGUAUCAAAAGUUUUUUGAUCUUCAGGUUGAUGGUUAUUUUACAGAUUUCCCUGCCACCCUCAAGCGAAUUUUGGAUAUGAAAUUCGCGCCAAAGCCAAAGUCUUGUCCUAGUGGAGUCCCUGGGACACACAAGGGUGCGUAUCCUGUGCCAGCUCUUGUUCUCAUCGUAGCACUAAUCCAAAAGUUUCACGAGUAGGUAGUUACAUGAUUUUUCGUUGCCUUCCGCCCUUUCUUACUUGCCAAAUGUACAAACCUUACCAUUUCAUGAUAGACGGGAGCCCUCAGUGGACACCUGGUAUGGAACAAUUUUCAAUUGGGUUUCAAAAGAAAUCCAGGAUAUGAUUGAUUUCUAAUACUUGGCUCUGUGAUUGGUUAAUGUAGAACACCCGCACCUCCCUCUCAACCAAUCAGAUGCAAAAGUAAAACCAACUGCGUCUUACUCCCUCGAUUUUUCCCGCGCUUUUGGUAGUUCGCUUGGUUUUUCUAUUAACCGAAAUUGACUCCUUCUAUUCCCCUGUCGCGAUUACCUGUUGCGAUUCCUAGUUUUACGGUUUUAUAGAAAAGCGUAUGAUACCCCAGUAAUUUCGAUUUCUCUACUGAUGCAUCUAUAUUUGAGGUUAUUUUUAGCUUUUUGACGGAAUUCCUUCGUAUAGGAUAAAUUCUUCACAUUAUUAUUCAAGAGUGUAGAACCUGCCACAGAUAAGGAAAAUCAAAUAGAACCGAAGUUGAUUUCGGAUGAGUAAGAUAUACACCGACGGCAAUGAAAGUGCUUAAAAGUUUGAUCUGAAGUUCUGAAAAUUAAAAAAAAAAAAAAAAAAUUACGUGCGUAAUUCACACCUUGAAGAAAGAGUCACUGUCAGUGGAGGCUUGAAGAGUCUCUCCUCCUUCUUCUCGUAUUCACUGUUUCUGUUAAUAUUUUGAGAGAGAGCAUCAAUAACCUGAGUUUUGUUUUUAUCCUUUUAGGCAGGUUGCAUGCUGUAAAAUAGUCACGGUUUGUACAAUACUAGUUUAGUGUUUACAUAUCAAUUACGAUUUGAUUCUUGACUGAUAACCUAUGACGUAAUAAUUCACGUGACUAGCGCGUGUGAUGUAACAAAGAAACGGUAUAGGUUAGAACUGAAAAAUUGUAACCGAAAUAGGAAAACUUGGUCAGAAAUUAUGUCCACACUUAUAUUAUUAACAACAUUACUGAGAAAAAGGGAUGGCAAGUGUUGUUUUCAUAAGGUCGCAAUAAUAGCAAGUAUGAUAGAUAUUGUAAGAAAUAUAAAACUUUUUUGAAAGCCAUGUUUCGGCAUGCAUAUGCCAUCUUCAGUCAAUGAGU